Suillus bovinus is the source of this 522-nucleotide messenger RNA. RefSeq lists its product as uncharacterized. The record is from RefSeq and is a predicted model, not a curated record. The coding region runs from base 74 to 433 and encodes 119 amino acids. Lineage: Eukaryota; Fungi; Basidiomycota; Agaricomycetes; Boletales; Suillaceae. The transcript has a single exon.
CGAGAAUCCGAAGAAUUGUGAAGUUCGAGUCGCAGAAAUAUUGUAAAUAUUGUCCUCCCCAUCGCAAAGCUAAAUGCAACAACAUCUCAAGGAUCAACUAGCUGAACUACGACUCUGUCUUGCAGCAUUGCCAGCAGACAUACCUAUUCCCAAGGAGUCGAAGUAUAAAUUCUCGAACUUCAGCCCAGAUGCUGAAUGGGCUGCGGACAUUGGUGAGGCUGCUGCCAUCAAUCGAGAGCUAGAAGUCAGGUUGGGCAGUCGAGUUGAUGGCCUGAAACUUGUUGAACGAGGCCCAGAGAUGGAGGCCAUAGUCCACGUUUUUGAAACAUGGACAAAGAAAUUUCCGGGUGAUGUUAUCCUGGAGAAAUGGGUUGACGACACUCUCGAAGCUGCGAGAGGCCUCAUUCUUGCCGCGGGAAAAGCUGUGAGUUAAAUCUUAUUUUUCCGUCCAAUAAAAUAGACUUACUGAUGGCAAACUAUAAAGUUGCCAGUCCUUGUCUCGGACUCGAGUUCUACAAAACA